Molecule: messenger RNA, 930 nt
Organism: Triticum turgidum subsp. durum (durum wheat)
Lineage: Eukaryota; Viridiplantae; Streptophyta; Magnoliopsida; Poales; Poaceae
Source: the annotation of a GenBank genome assembly
AUGAUUGUGUUUUCCGAAGCGUGGUGGGUCGGGACCAAGGAAGAGAACCCCGACGAGCUCAAACUCGAGUUUCCAAAAGAGAUGCAGAAUGCUGCGGAAGAUGUUGAUUUUAAAGGCGGAGCAGGCGCUGCCAGUGGCGAGGUAGUGACAGUAAAUAAACCCAGGAAGCGGACCACUGAGCCCCGUACAGCAGAGCCUCGUACAGCAGAGCCCAGUACACCAGAGUUUGAAUCCGAUGCUGAUUCGGAGGAUUUGGAUGUUAAGGAUGAGAUUGGCACGCAGACUACGAGUGAUACACCUGUUAGGAAAUCUGCCAGAACUGCUGGGAAAACCUUCAAGUUCGCAGAGCUCGCUGGAGGAGAUUCGGCUGAAAGUGACACUGAGAUUGAGUUUGCUGAGGACUUGGAUGAGAAGAUGGAGGCUGCAGAAAUUAAGGAAGAAAUCCCAGGUGAAGACAUUAAGGAAGAAAUCCCAAGUGAAAACAUUAAACCUGAAGAUCCUCCAGCAGAGUCUCUUUCUACCAAGAAGCAACCACUUGUUCAGGCUAAUUUGUCUGCCAUGUUUAAAAAAGCAGAAGAAAAAAAGAGACCUACAACUACGAGAAGUCCUAAAGGAUCUCCAGCUACAAAAGGUCCUGCUGCUAAGAAGCAGCGAGCAACUCCAACGAAAAAACAGUCACCAGCGAAGAAGGAAGCAAGCGGAUCCCUCAAGAAGCAAAAAGCAAAGGUACAGGAUGACGAUGCAGGUCCUGCUGCUAAGAAGCAGCGAGGAACUCCAAAGGGACAACAGUCAGCAGCGAAGAAGGAAGCAAGCGGAUCCCAGAAAAAGAAGAAGGCGAAGGUAGACGAGGAGCUCUCUGAUGAAUCCUAUCAGGAUGACGACAUGGGCGAGGAGGAUGAUGAUGACAGCGACGACGACUGGGCCGGGUAA